Molecule: messenger RNA, 4279 nt
Organism: Asparagus officinalis (garden asparagus)
Lineage: Eukaryota; Viridiplantae; Streptophyta; Magnoliopsida; Asparagales; Asparagaceae
Product: DExH-box ATP-dependent RNA helicase DExH11
Exons: 24
Coding region: 200-4153 (1317 amino acids)
Biological process (GO): nuclear-transcribed mRNA catabolic process, 3'-5' exonucleolytic nonsense-mediated decay
Cellular component (GO): Ski complex
Molecular function (GO): RNA binding; RNA helicase activity; ATP binding
Source: RefSeq, a predicted model, not a curated record
CUGCGAUACUGGUUCCUCUCGGGAAGUGUUUUCGGUCUUCAAGGCCACACACCCGUCUCCGUCUUCUUCCCCCUUUCGAUUUCAGUAGACUUUCGAAAAAGAAAUACCGCCACUAGAAAUGACAACAGCUAGAGCUAGGGCGCGAUUCCAAGACAGCGUAGAGUAAAGAUAUAGAGCCUCCAAAGUACUCAUCGUUCCAAUGGAUCGGAUCACUGCAGCGAACGAGGUCGCCUUCAGAGUAGGGUUUUCUGGCCACAGCGGCCAUCUAAGGCUCGAGCCCCUUCCCCCGGUGGAGCGGUCGAAUCCUCUGAAAUCUCUCCCCGAUUUCGUCCUCCCGCCAGCGUCCCUGCAGGAAACACCGGAGAGCGUGAAGAAAUACCUAGAGGAGAAGUACCUGCAGCCGAGAUUGGAUCCCGAUGAGUUCUCCGUCGAGAAUAGUGGACGGCAGUGGGAUUUCGAUUGGUUUGAUCGGGCAAAAGUGCCGCUGGAGCCUUCGGCUCCUCGGUCCCUUGUCGUCCCCGCUUGGGAAUUGCCUUUCAGGCGAUCCAGGAACAAAACUCCUUCGGGGGCUUGGGAUCCCGCCUCGAUUGAGGCAGACGUAGCGGAGAUAUUAGGAGGAGCCCAGGAUUCUGGUACAACACCACGGAUGCCUGGGCCUGCGAAGGAUUUUGUAAGGGGGAGCGUCAAUAACCGCCCUUUUCGCCCGGGCGGUCUUGUUGACUCACCUUCGGAGAAAUCUCUUCCCGAGGGUGCUAAAAGUGGUGAUUGGGUGCACGAGAUUGUUGACGGCGGUGUUGCUCAGUCUGUUCCUCCUAGUUUUAAGAAAGGACUGGAUUUAGGCUGUCUCAAGCAACGCCCGUGCCAUUGGAAGCUUGUUGACAGUAAGAUCUCCACUACUACGAGUGUUUCUGGGAAGAAUCUGGCUAGGUUGUCUGUGCAAUUUGAUGAGUUAUUCAAGAAGGCUUGGGAAGAAGAUAUUGUUGUUGAAGGAGCAACAAGUGACGAUCCGGUUUCUGCUGACAAACAAGUCGAGGAAAAAGAGGAUGGUAUUCUUGACACUAUUCCUAUUUUUGAUACUAACCCUAAAUCUGAAUCCUUCGAUUUAGACAAGAUUCUACUGGAGGAACCAAGAAAAAUAGAUGCAGAGCUACACAGAGGGAGCACAAGUAGUAAACAACAAAAAGGGGAGGCUUGGGCUCUCCCAGGGGGGAAUGAGGAGAUUGCAAAUCACUUUGAUGAACUUGUUCCUGAUAUGGCACUUGAUUUUCCAUUCGAGUUGGAUAAAUUCCAAAAGGAGGCUAUAUAUUAUCUUGAGAAAGGUGAUUCUGUUUUUAUAGCUGCUCAUACUUCAGCUGGAAAGACAGUUGUUGCAGAAUACGCAUUUGCUUUAGCAUCAAAGCACUGCACUAGGGCUGUGUAUACUGCUCCAAUAAAAACUAUUAGCAACCAAAAGUAUAGGGAUUUCUGUGGGAAGUUUGAUGUUGGUCUUCUUACUGGAGAUGUUACCUUGAAGCCAGAGUCAUCUUGCCUCAUCAUGACUACUGAAAUUUUGAGGUCAAUGCUUUACAGAGGUGCUGAUAUUAUUCGUGAUGUUGAAUGGGUUAUAUUUGAUGAAGUGCAUUACGUAAAUGAUGUUGAAAGGGGUGUUGUUUGGGAAGAAGUUAUAAUUAUGCUUCCAAGACAUGUCAAUAUUGUCCUCCUUUCUGCCACGGUUCCCAACACAACUGAAUUUGCGGAUUGGAUUGGACGGACCAAGCAAAAGAAAAUUCGUGUGAUAUCGACCACGAGGAGGCCAGUUCCUCUUGAGCACUGCUUAUUCUAUUCUGGGGAACUGUAUAAAAUAUGUGAGAAUGAGGCAUUUCUGCCCCAGGGGCUAAAAGCAGCAAAGGAUGCUUGUAAGCGAAAAAAUUCAAAUAUCGCCAGUGGAAGUUCCGGGAAAAUUUUGGGAGCGACAUCACCCCAUGGUGCAGGCCAAAACAGGCAGCGUGAAACUUCUAACCGAUGGAAAGGUCAAAAACACUCUGGGCCUCAAAAUGUAGCCAAGGUUUCUGGACAAAGUGGAGGACAACAAAGUAACUGGGGUUCAAGCAGAUCAGAGGCUUCUUUGUGGUUGUUGCUAGUAAACAAGCUUUCGAAGAAGUCAUUAUUGCCUGUGGUUAUCUUCUGCUUCUCUAAGAACCGUUGUGACAAAUCAGUAGAUAAUAUGACAAGUAUUGAUCUUACAAGCAGUUCCGAGAAAAGUGAAAUACGCCUCUUUUGUGACAAGGCAUUUUCACGGCUAAAGGGAUCUGAUAGGAACCUGCCACAGGUUGUCAGAGUUCAGAACCUACUGCGAAGAGGGAUUGGCGUGCACCAUGCUGGUCUUCUUCCAAUCGUGAAGGAAGUUGUUGAGAUGCUCUUUUGUCGUGGUGUGAUUAAGGUUUUAUUUUCAACAGAGACAUUUGCCAUGGGGGUUAAUGCUCCUGCCAGAACAGUUGUCUUUGAUACAUUAAGGAAGUUUGAUGGCAAAGAUUUCAGGAAACUACUCCCUGGGGAAUAUAUCCAAAUGGCUGGACGUGCUGGAAGGAGAGGACUUGAUAAGAUUGGUACAGUAAUUGUUAUGUGUCGUGAUGAGAUCCCAGAGGAGAGUGACUUGAAACAUGUUAUAGUUGGAAAACCGACUCGACUUGAAUCACAGUUUCGAUUGACCUACACCAUGAUUCUACAUCUCCUUCGUGUUGAAGAAUUGAAGGUGGAGGACAUGCUGAAAAGAAGUUUUGCGGAAUUCCAUGCUCAAAAGAACUUGCCUGAGAAAGAGAAGCUUCUUUUGAUAAAGCUAUCACAAACUACCAAAACCAUAGAUUGUAUAAAAGGAGAACCGGCUAUUGAGCAGUACGUUGAGAUGGCUUCAAACGCAGAGAUAUACAGAGAUGCUAUAUCAAAGGCAGUCAUGCAAUCACGUCUAGCUCAACCGUUUCUCUCUCCUGGUAGAGUGGUGGUUGUCAGAUAUCAGUUAGAGGAAGAUCACUUACUUGGUGUCAUCUUGAAAACACCUUCUGCUAUGAACAAACAAUAUAUUGUUUUAGUAUUGACAACUGAUGUGGCCUCUAUGCAAACUCACAAAGGUCCCUUGAAUACACCUCAAGAGAAAGGAAGUGGCAAUCCCCCUGAAGGAUAUUUUAUUGCUCCAAAAGGAAAGCGUGGAAUGGAUGAAGAGUAUUUUUCAUCUGUCAGUUCUCGUAAAGGAUCUGGCAUCAUAAAUAUCAAGUUGCCUUACCGUGGUAAUGCUGCUGGUGUAAACUAUGAAGUUAUAGCAGUAGAUGAUAGAGAUAUUAUGAGUAUAUGCAAUUGCAAAAUAAAGAUUGAUCAAGUCCGGCUUCUUGAAGAUCCCAGCAAUGUUGCUUACUCAAAAACUGUCCAACAGCUUUUAGAUCAGAAACGUAAUGGAAGUAAAUACCCUCCAGUGCUGGAUGCUGUUAAAGAUCUCAAGUUGAAUGACAUGGCUGUUGUGGAGGAAUACCGCAGCUAUAAUAAACUAUUGCAAAUGAUGUCAGAGAACAAGUGCCAUGGGUGUAUUAAAUUGAAGGAACAUACUAUCUGGGCCAAGGAGCAAAAGAGGCACAAGGAGGAGCUCAAUGCUUUGAAAUAUCAGUUGUCUGAUGAAGCACUUCAGCAGAUGCCAGAUUUUCAGGGUCGAAUUGAUGUGUUGAAGGAAAUCCAUUGCAUUGAUCCUGAUCUCGUAGUUCAGAUCAAGGGCCGUGUGGCAUGUGAGAUGAAUUCUGGAGAAGAACUGAUAUCCACAGAAUGUUUGUUUGAGAACCAGUUGGAUGAUCUGGAGCCUGAAGAAGCUGUAGCGCUUAUGUCUGCACUUGUUUUCCAGCAGAAGAACACAUCUGAACCAUCUCUUACUCCAAAACUGGCUCAUGCAAAGAAGAGGCUGUACGAUACAGCAAUAAGACUCGGGGAGCUCCAAGUACAAUGCAAUGUAUCCAUCGACCCUGAAGAGUAUGCACAAGUCAACCUCAAAUUUGGCCUGGUCGAAGUCGUUUAUGAAUGGGCAAAGGGAACACCGUUUGCUGAUAUUUGCGAGCUUACUGAUGUCCCAGAAGGCUUGAUUGUUAGGACUAUUGUCAGGUUGGAUGAAACAUGCCGUGAGUUCAGGAAUGCUGCAUAAUGGGCAACUCAGCGCUGCAGAAAAAGAUGGAGGCUGCGUCAACGCUAUUAAACGUGAUAUUGUUUUUGCAGCUAGCUUGUAUGUUCCGGAGUCUGAGUUUUCUAUAUAUUUGCCAGUUUCCUUUCC